AUGACAAAUUUGAAGUACUGCAACAAUGUAGCGUCACGCCGCCCCUCGGGCUUCCGAUUGAGCCAGGUCAAGGAAGAGACCGAAGACGAUCUAUUCGUCUACAACAGUCACGUGGAACUUCUCGAAUCGUCCUCCAGCUCGAUUGAAAACAACAACGACAAAAACUGCCAGCACAAGAGCCGAGAAAACAAACGAAAGCAAAGUAUGGAGAAGAAAAUGUUGAAGCUUUUGACUCUUCUUUGCUCAGCCUCAACAGACCAAAUCGACUAG
This is a messenger RNA of Oikopleura dioica, 270 nucleotides long. Lineage: Eukaryota; Metazoa; Chordata; Appendicularia; Copelata; Oikopleuridae. The record is from the annotation of a GenBank genome assembly.